AUGCUCAGAUUAUCCUCAAACUCCUCAGAUUAUCCUCAGACUACUCCUCAAACGCCUCAGUCUAAUCCUCAGACUACUCCUCAAACUCCUCAGAUUAUCCUCAAACUACUCUUCGGUCUAAUCCUCAGACUCCUCCUCAGAUUAUCCUCAGAUUAUCACUUUACAUAUAUAUAUCGAUAA
Molecule: messenger RNA, 180 nt
Organism: Trichomonas vaginalis G3
Lineage: Eukaryota; Parabasalia; Trichomonadida; Trichomonadidae
Exons: 1
Coding region: 1-180 (59 amino acids)
Source: RefSeq, a predicted model, not a curated record